Xyrichtys novacula (pearly razorfish) is the source of this 13018-nucleotide messenger RNA. NCBI's taxonomy places the organism in Eukaryota, Metazoa, Chordata, Actinopteri, Labriformes, Labridae. The record is from the annotation of a GenBank genome assembly.
AUGAAGCAUUUUCUGAGGUAAAAGACUCCAUUUUUGUUAUUUAAUGCUUUUCUGCAGCCAUGAAUUUGCAUUGCAUUUGCUAAAACGUGAAGGAAUCUAACGCAGAUCCACCCCCAUUAUUUCCCAAGCCUUGUUUCUGUGUGUAUAUUCAGCCUACAGUGUGUAUUUAUACAGAAAUACAGGUUAUUGUGUAGGCUGUUUACUCCCAGUUCUCCAACAUUCUGAGCUUUUUCUCCAAUCGAUCACGGCACAGUGUGGGCAGUGAGUGGCUGUGUUGAGGUGUGAACUGGUUUGAGUGGGUUUUUCAGAAAAGAGGCCAUUUAAUUAUGGAGCACAUGUGAAGCAAGAGGUUUCCCCUGGAGUCAAUAUUACCAGAUCUGCUGCUGUAUAUGACAGCAAAUCUGAUUAGCAAUAUCAUAUAAGGAUUUAAGAUUAUGCAAAACCAGAAUGAAACAGUGCUGGUAACACUUUACAAUAACCAUAAUUUAUAAAUGGCAAUUAUAUCGUUUAUUAAUGUAAGUGAAUAGUUUCUUUACCAUUAACAAGCAAUGAAAUUAUUUCUAUUUCUAUUUAUUUAUUUUUAAAAAUGGGAACAGUACAUAUUGAUGAACAUUUACAUGUAAAUAUGUGGGAUUAUAGCCAAAUGGCUAAUUUCCAUCCCCAGUCCCAUUUGCAGGUUGAUGUUAAACAUAAAAGCAAUAAUGUUAAAAGUACAAACAACAUGACUAAGACAGUUAAACAAUGCACUGACAACAUACACAUAAUAUACAUAAACAACACACAGAUGUACACUGACCAAAAAGUGACCAAUAGUAAGGGGACCAAAAAGAUUGAAAGAGAAUUGUAAAGUGCUAAAGUGCUAAUUAGAGUGUCCUAUGCUGAAGGUGUUUAAAGUGUCAUUUGCUACAGUACAGCUUGUUAAAGUGACAAGUGCAUAAGUGCGAAAUUACAUUGAAUUGCACGAUGUGCGGUACAGUGCAAGAUCGAAUUGAAUUGCACGAUGCCCAUAGCACACAAUUGCAGAUGUGUGUCUAAAAUUGCACAUGGUUUGUAUACAUAAAUGUGUUAUGUAUACCCUUUAGUAACAAAUUUGCAUACAUGAAUGAGAGUAUGUACACCAGAACAAAUUAAGAGUGGAACCCCAAAGCAAUUAGCCAAUUAGACAUGACAAAUACGAAUAUGAUUGAUAAUUUUCAUUAAUUAUUAAUGGACUAUUUAUUAAAGGUUUAUAUAGGGUUUAAAUGUUGGUUGUAAAACAUCUAGAUUUAAAUGUUUGUCAGUAGCACUUUGCAAAUGAUUAGAGUGUUUUAUAAACCACCUAUAAACAUUACUUGGAUGGUUAUUGUAAAGUUAGGGUUAGGUUUUUAAAAUUGUACAAUUUACAAUUAAUAAUGGUCUAUAUGCUAUUUAUAAAUACUGAUUAAACAUUAAUAAACCAUCUGUUUACCAUUUAUAAAUGGUCUAUUUACCAUUUAUAAGUUAUGGUUAUUGUAAAGUGUUACCACACUGCUUUAUUACAUAAAUCAUUGCAAACAAUAUUAAUAAUAUUAUUGGGUGGUUCUUAAACAGGGCAGGUUAACCUGUGAGACACUUUUUAACCCCAACAAAGUAAUCAAAUGUGCUAUUUUUUGGGCAUAAAACAGCUCAAAGACACAAUUAAAGGAAACAUGUAAAUAGUGUGUCAACCCAAUUUAAACUCACAACUAACUACCCUUGCUUUUUUAAUCUAGUUUUUUGGUGUUAAUUAUCAUGUGUUUUUAUUAAAACAUAGAUUCAAUACAAAACUUGUUUUUCUUAUAUAAUUUCUUUACACUGCAACUAUAUUUAAAAAAGUAGAGAUCGGCUAAUAAAUACAGCAGAAGGUCAUAACCAGAAGUUGAACCAACAGCUAUGACAAAAACUAUGUCCUCUGCACAUGGACUUCACGCCCAAACUGCUUGGCCAACCAGAGCCAACCGUAAAUAUUUUGUCGAACCACACUUCCCAUGAACCCUUGGUGUUUUCUGUCCCUCUUCUAUAGACAAUGACUCUGUUCGAGCUCAUUUUGAGCCGUCUUUUGCUCUUUUGUGCUUCUGUCUCAAAAGCUUUAAGUGUAAUCUCUGUUUAAUGACUAGUGGAGCCGAGAAGAGGCUGCCAAAUUCUAUUUUCACAGACGCUAAUUCAACUAAUGUGCUGAAAUGAAAGUGGUAAUAGUUUAUUGUUGUAGAGAUGAUUCAUGCAGCUCUGUUAAUCGUUUUGGCUGAUCAGAGUGAUUCAGAAAGGUUUAAAGAGGUGCUGCUGUGUGUCCACAACACUGGAGAUCUCAAAUAGGCAGAUUAAACUAAAAUUAUUGAAUAAACUAGAACUUUGCUAGUGUUUUUGCAGAGAAGAACAUGGGGCACGGCGCUCAUGCAGACCCCAGCAGAGGGCGCUUACGUCAAACACAAGCAUAGCGCAAAUACAGAUACAUGGGUUCACGAUUCAAAAUUACUUUAUUUAUACCUCUAAGUGGAUUAGAUCUACAAUGAGUGAGUCAGUCUCUUUUUAUACAACAAACGUCACACAAAACAGUGCAGGACUGGACAUGAUAAGGUGAGUUAAGCGCUGAGUGUUUAAAAGAAUAACAACUACCCUUAAAAACAAGAUAAAAUAAGCUGUUGGUAACUGCAGAAUUCGAGUAGCUGUGGGUACAUACUCCUCUUGCAAGAUCACAAUCAAAAACAUGCAAAUAGAGGUGGUUAUUGAAAAAUAAUGGCAAAUGAUGACAAAUGGAAGCAUUAACGCUACCACAUUUACAAGAUAAUGAAUUGUUUGCACGAGGAAUGAAUUGCUCUUGUGACUGUCCUUUGUUGCUGUUCUUUGUCUACCUUAACAGAAUCAGAAUGAGUGCAUAUCAGUUUUUACAGUUAGUAAUGUCAGUGGUGUAGCAUCCUGCCAAUUAAUGUGCAAUGCAGUUAUAUAAACAAAGUAUAAAUUAUGAUUAACCAAUCCACAAAACCUACUGUCAUUUAUGUGGCCGUUGUUGUUAUAAGGUGUGAGUGUUGUGCUCUGCAGCUCACUUCAGGCAUGUCUCUCAGAUACAGUCCAAAGUAAGUGGCACCAGACAUUGUUAACUGUGUUACAUUUGCAUAAACUAAAAAUGAUCACUUCAUGGCAUUUCAGGAGCUGGAAACUCUUUCCACAUUUGUAUUCUCUGUAUUCAGUCCCAGUUUGUUGCUUCACCAGUUGGACUGAUUUGGCUCAGAGUUGGUGGUUCUCCUGUUGAAUCUGGAUCCCGUACAAUCUGUUUGUGAGUCAGAUCUGCUGUUAUUACUGGUACUGUUACUAUCGCUGUUAUAUGUGGUGGCCUUGGAGGAGGAUCAUGAAAUUUGCAGAUGACGCACUGGUGAAUGGUCUCAUGGGGAACACUAAUAAGCUGAAAAGGGUGGUUGAAAGACCCAAAAGACCGUUUGGAUCUACGAUGGAGUAUUAGGGCCACAUUAAGAAAAAAAAUUAAGACUUUGAGAAAAUUUAGACUUCAAGAUUAAAGUAAUUAAUUUAUGAGAAUAUGUCAUUACUAACAAGAACAAAGUCAUACUAGAAUCAUUACUUACAAGAAUGAAGUUGUAAUCAACUACUACUACUACUUCUACUAUACUUAUGAUAAUGCAGUGCUGAUGUGCCAAAAGAUUAAGUAUCUUUUUGUUUGAGAAACACAUAUGAAGUUUUCACAAAAUGCUUAAUGGCUCUCAUUUCAACAACUGUCAUCUUAAACAGCAGGUUAGAAUAUAAAGACUUUAUUCUGACUUUACUCUCAUAAGUAAUGAUUUUAUUAUGACUUUAUUCUCAUUAGUAAUGACUUGAAUCUCAAAGUUUUAAUUAUUUUUCUUAAUGUGGCCCUAAUACUCUGUCGUACAGAUCUUUUUGCGUAGUUGUUGUCUUUAUAUAACCUAGCAGAAAUGUCAGUCUGUAGAUCUGGGCCAGUUAUCCCCUUCUGAUUCUCAAGAUCACUUUGCUAGAUUUUCCUGUCAUGUCGGGUGUGUUUCAGAGGAUUCACUUCCCCAGAUCUGCUCAGAAGACGAUCAGAGAAGUCCUGAUUUGUAAUUGUAAACGUUAAAGAUGUUCAGUAUUCACGGUCAGAAAUCCAGCUGUGUGAGGGGACAGCAUGUGAAAGAGGAUGACGGCUAACCAAGAUGCAAAACAAACUUCCUGUUUAGUGGCAGGAGUGUUUAAGUCAUAGUCAAAGUGGGAGGGAGAGAAAUUUAACAAAAUUGGAACCACAGUAGCUAAACCAGAGAAAUGAGAUUCAACUUGACAACUUGUUGUUUGCCGAGUGGCGUUUGACUGUGUAGGAUUUUCUGCAAUUCCCAGAUAUGAGUGUCUGGACUCUGGUUAUUGGUGAGUGGAAUCUGUUAGUAUGUGGUGUGCUGUAUUAGUCAUAGCUCUCCACACAUGAUAAGAAUAAAACAGUCAAGUAUAUCCUUAUUUGUGAUGUCAAAGUAGGCUCAGAUUGGGUCUAAUGUAAAAUUACAUGUAAUUUUCCUUUAAAUGUGGUUUCAGGUUCGGUGUCACCUUCACCGACAUUUUCUUUGUCAGCCCUGCUUCCAUCACCCUGCCUUUGUGCAGACUUCUCCGAAGGUUAAAGAAAUGACAGGGUGUCUAUUUGAACUGUUUAACAUGCCAGUCUCAUUCACAGGCCUAUAUAGAGGGAAUUAAUCAUCCUGGCUCUACCUCCUUUUUUGUUGACAUUGAAGAUGAUGUUAAGCUAUGAUCGCUCAGCAUCAGGCGGAUUUAUUUCUGCAUGAAAAGGUCGUAAACUCUAUUCCUUGAAAACAAACACAGUGGGAGGUUUGUAGGUUGUGUAAGUUAUCACCAGUAUUAGCUAGAAUAUGACAGGGACAUGGUUCCUGUAUUUGCGUUCCUAUGUGGGGACAUCACCUCUUGAUUUCUGACGAGUUCUGUCCUGGAUACUCGGCAAUAAAGGGUUAAUAAGUUCAGACAAUUAACAGUUCUGUAAUAAAGAAACAUGACAUUGUAAAAAAUGAAGCCUCAGUUUCUUUAUGGGUCACUUUGCAUUUCCCAAGAUGUACACCUUCAUUUUCAUCCUCAGUGUCACCUUCAAAAAUAGCUCCUUUUCAUCUUUUGCUUUGUGACUCCUUUCCCGUCAGAUCUCUUCUUCUCCCACUCUUUUAUUCCUUCCCUGCUAGUUUUUUUUCUGUCAUGUGAUGUUAUUUCUACAGUGAUUAUUUAGCUUGUUUGAUCACGUUUGUAAUGCAAAUUUUUAACAGAAACACUGUGCAUGAAGAUUCAGCUUCUGUUUUGUAAAAAUGAGUGUGUACAUGUAGCCUACUGGUAUCAGAAGAGAGUUUUCAGCAUCCCUGCUUAAGCAUGCAACUCUGAUAUUGUUGCAUCAGAGGGCCUUUUUUUUGCUUAUAAUGUGUAUUUUUAGGUUUAUAAAGUACAACUUACAGUAUCUUUCUCAAUCAACCUUAUGUUACUUUAAAUGGGCUGAAAUGAAAGUAUCAUACAGUGUUGUGAGUGUUAAUAAGAUGCUCUUACAUUUGAGCACUAUAAGUAGUAAUGAAGCCUUAUAAAUGCAUUAAUAAGGCUUUGUAAAUAUGCUUAUAAAUGUAUUUUAAGUGAUGGUGUACCAUGCAAAUCUAUAUCAUAAUUCAGGCUGAUCCUUGUUGUCUCCUCCUCUCCAGAGUGGUGACCCAGUUCUUCGUGUUCCUCUACUGUAAAUGUCUGUGGCGAGGCCUGAAGUUUGUCGUCAGGAAGUUUACAGGCCGCUGUGAGCUGCAGCGAAUCUGCUACAACAACAAGCACGGAGCCCGCAGGACCCUCAAGAUAGGUGGGCCGACACGCCGUCGCCUCACACUUAUUUUUUUAGUCUCUGAUUAGCUUCUAGCAUUUAAUAAAAACAGCACAUCACUGUUAAAAUUACAGAAUUGAUUUCUUCAUUGGAUUAGUAAUUGUAAUACAUCUGUUCAGUAGUGCAAGGUGAAUACACCAUAAAAACCCCAGGGUUGAAAAGGGACUGACUACUUAUUGGGUUAUUUUGACCCAGAAUGUUGGUUUAUUCAAAUUAACCCAAAUUUUGGGUUGACUCAAUAACCUUUUUAAGGGUCAAGUUAACCCAACGUUCGAGUUAAUUUGACUCAUGAUCUUUGGUUUAAUUGAUAUAUGCAUUUGGAGAGCUUUUUUUGGGAGCUUUCCUUUUACAACCUGUACCCUAUUUUCCCAUGUACUUUCAUGUAACUGAUUGGGGUUCAAAUCACGCAUGAGACAUAUCUGUAGGGAGCGAACUACAUCUACAGAUGUAUCUCAUACAGGAUCUGAACCAGGCCUAGAACCCACGUAGAGUCAAUGGAACCCAGCGUUCUGACCCAAUUAUUGGGUUACUCUCAGAAAAAUGACCCAUAAUUAUUAACCCAUUCAAAAAAACCCUCAAACUGGGUUACAACAGAAUCCACAUGACCCAAGAAAUGGGUAUGGAUCUGAUAUUCGUAUAACCCAGGAAUUGGGUUGAAGAAAUAACCCAAGAGUCUUUGGAGUGUAGGAGUAAUUUUCAUACUUCUAACUCUAUAUUUCAAUAUAAACACCCGCCUUUUAUCAUAUUUAAACCUAAUUACUCUAAAGCUUCUGAAUAGAGCUGUUUUUAAUGCUUCUGUUUGCCGUCAACUUUCAUUUUACGACUUCUUUCUUUCAGAAUCGUCCCUGCGGUACUCCAAAAAUGAGGUACGGGCCUACAUAUCAACAAAUAUGCUCUGUAAUAGUAUAAAGUGUGGUUGGAUAUUCAAUCUGUUUGCGUCGUUCCUAUUUCCUCCCCCUCCUCCGUCUGUCCCUUUUUGUUUAUCUCCUGCUUUUAUCUCCUGUAGCUGCUGCAGUCUGCCCUCAGCGUCCACCCUGACAAAGUGGAGAAAACCAUUGACGACAUCAUGGCCUUGAAGAAGAUCAACCCUGACACCAACCCACAGUAACCCACGCCGCUUUUCAUAUCACAUUUAUGUUACUUUAUCACUUACAUUAAGGGUGUUGUUGAUAAAUUAGAGAGUUUCACAGACUGUCAACACUUUGAACCCUGUGACAAGCUGUGAAAAUGUGACAAGAAUAUAUUUCUCUUCAUGUGGCUCAAAUUAAAAACUGUGCCUGUGCAUGGCAGCUUUACACUGAUACAGCUAACAGUCAUACAUAUUAACAACCUCUCUUCUCUCUUUGUGAACCCAGACUGGGGAUCUCUCUUCAGGCUAGCCUGCUGCAGAUCGUGGGCUACAGGAACCUGGUAGCAGAGGUGGAGAAGCUGCGAAGGGAACCCUACGACUGUGAAAACCCUGAGAAUGAGAAAAUGCUAAUGAAGGUAAGAAGUUAACACAAGUGGUUUCCACAGUUGGAAUACUUUUCUAUAUUUGUAUUAGACCUUAAAAUCUUAAAACGGGGGCGGCAGUAGCUCAGGAUGUAGAGUGGUUGUCCAAUAACUGGAAGGUUGGCGGUUCGAUUCCCCCUUAUCCCAAGACUGUCCGUUGCAUCCUUGGGCAAGACCCUUAACCCACCCUGCUCCCAGUGUGUGUCUUCCACUGGAGUAUGAAUGUGAGUGUUGUGUGGUGGUGGUGGUCGGCGUGGCGGUUGGUGCAAACUGGCAGCCACGUUUCCGUCAGUCUGCCCCAAGGCAACAACAAAAAAAAAACAAGAAAAAAAACAAUGAGAUAAAAUGUGUUUUUUUUUCAAGAUGAAAUUUUUUUUUUAAUCUCAUCUUUUUUCAUCACUGGUGGAAACAGGCUUCCAUAGUUUAAGGUUUGUGUAGCGAGUACUUUAUCUUUGCAUCACAGACCCUUGUAUUUAUCAUACAUGUUCAAUGGUUCAUUUGGAAUAUGUGUUUAACUGAGUUAGAAGCGCGUAAAAAAAAUCGACCCGACCCAAAAAAAACCCAUAAUUUUACGCAAAAAUACAUGCACAGUUCCGUAGCUCUGUAGCCUCCUUUAGCUUCACUUUAAGGCCAGAGCUGCAGUACUUCACACAUUAUCUAAGCUAACAACUCAAACUGUACUACUACUUUACUAUUUUAAUUAUCUACCACUUUUGUGGGGCUAACUUAUUUUCUCAGCAGCUUGUCCUUCACAUUUCAUAUAUUCUUCUCUUUUUUUUUAACCAUCUGCAUCCAUCUAUAGCCGUCUGUUCAGUUCAAACAGUAACUACAAGCUAGACCUUUAAACUAGGGUGACCAUACGUCCUCUUUUACCCGGACAUGUCCUCUUUUUUGGAGGCUUUCUGGGCUGUCUGGGUUUGUCAGGGGAAGUUUAUAAAAUCCUUUAAGUUUUUGCGGUUUUGUACCUAAAUUUGGAGUUUGUGUCACAUGGAUUUUUGGAGUUAAAAGCGCGUAAAAGACACUCGAUCCGACCUGAAAAUCUCUCAAAAUUAACUUUGUGUGACUCUGUGACUUUGCCCGGAGUAGUCGUGUCCUCUUUUUGGGAAGUCAUAAUAUGGUCACCCUAUUUAAACUAUUAUUUUAAUGUUUCCAUGCUACUUCAGUGGGUUAAAUCUGAACUUUUAGAAAAAAAGUAUUUUGACAUUUACCACCAGGAAAGUAUUUCAGGUGUUUUAUUGGCUGUUCAUCAGCUCCUGGCUCCUGUUUUAUAUUGAACAGACACAUAAAAGUGGUAUUGAUCUUACCCUGAGGAUGUGAAUCUUUAAAAUGUCUAGUCCUAAUCCCAGACCAGUAAAUUAGGUGUAACGUUUGUAAUUGCUCAACCUCAUUCAUGUUAAAAGAGGAAACAAAUAACUGCUCUGUGUUGUAUUGUGUUUCGUGUGUUGCAGCUAUGGAAGGAGCUGCGUCCUGACACACCGCUCACCAGCCGUAUUUCCAAACAGUGGUGUGAAAUUGGUUUCCAAGGCAGUGAUCCCAAGACUGAUUUCAGAGGCAUGGGCCUGCUGGGACUGCACAACCUGCUGUGAGCUCUCAGCGGCUUUAAGUCUUUUUUGGGACUUCUCAUAGUAAAAAACAAAGAAUCAUAUCUGCCAUAAUACCAGAUUGAGUACUUAAUAAUCCACAUGUAAGGAGGUGUAUGUUUGAAUCCUAAAUACCUCUUUUAUUCAGUCUUUUCUUGUUCCCUCAGGUAUUUUGCAGAGCAUGACAAGGCGACCGCUCUGCAGAUGCUCCACGACUCCCUGCAACCAAAGCACAAGUAUGACAGCGAUGUUUCCAUUUCCAGCAUGAUAAAACUAACAGUAUACACCAUGAGUAUGAAAGGAAGUCUGUCUGGUUGAACAGUGACUCAUUUUAUUUUAAAAUUAAACUGAUUUGCAUCAAUGUAAUGGCAUUGCUGGUAAAUUAUCAGAAUGCAUCAUUUGCAAAAACAAAGGUCUUCACUCAUCUGGCAAAUUAACAGUCAAACUCAUGAUUUUACUCGUGGUGUAUACCUCCAGCUUAAACAGCACUCACUCAUCCAUAAGUCUGCUUUUAACACAUUUUUCUGCUGCUAACACCUUCCUCUUGAUUAAAUUCAUUGACACAGCUUGAUUCAACUCACUGCCUUAUCUUUUAUUAACUCCAGCUGCUUGUGUUAUUUUGUCAUCAGCAUCUCAUUUCAAUGAACUUUGCUCUUCUUUGUCUCCUUUACCUCCACCGCCUCCACCUCUCUCUACCCAUUCCUCUCACAUGCAUUGUAGGAUUACACACAGAAAGCCAAGGUAUUUUAUUUCACUUUCAUUCUCUGCACUGCAUUCAGCUUUUUUCUGUUGAGUUGAUGCAUCAUGCUGCGAAACCACAGUUUUCAUUUCUCAUAUCAGACUUGGGAAACUUUUCACAGAGAAGAAUAUUCAGGCUGUACUUAUUCCACUCUUUAGAGACAACACCAAUGAUGCUAUGUGUUUGUUCCAUUUGUGAUCUCUUGGUACAGAUUUAUAUUAGAGUAUUAAAUCUGUUUCUCCGACUUAACUGACCUUACUGUACACGGACUCCACCCUUGCCAAAUUUUAAAACAAACAAAAUUAUAAUGAGGGAUUGGGCUGCUUAGAAAAGGAAGAAAUUUGAGAAGAUUUCCAAUAUUUUCUUGCAAGAACAAAAUUGUAUUCAAAUCAAUUUCUGAUGGAAAGGAAUUGUAGUAAGUUUCACUCCUCCCACGAGCUUUAAUGUGGCCUUACUACUCAUUAAAGCUUAAAACUCAAACUGCACAAACUUACCUCUUCAAACUAAACCAGAUAAUCUAUAAAUAGAUUAAUUUUCCUGCUCCUGGUAUGGACUUAAGUCAGUGCAAUGAGUAAUUUCUUCUUUUUUGUAUGACAAACUGUCAUAUAAUUAUAAGUUAAAGUACAUAAUUAUAACACUUGCUGCUAAUUCUAUGUCUGCAUAUCAAAAUCCCACCAUUAUACAGUAAAGUGAAUAGGAAGCCAGACGAGUGGUUAAUCAAACUGGAUCAGUUUUCACUCAAUUUUAUAAUAUUCCUGAUUUCAGUUCUAUCAUGAGCCAUUUUAUGAAAGCUGUUGGGACUUUUUAGCUGGUUGUAAAAGUGACUGAAAUGAACAGUGAUGCUUUGUGUGAUCUAGAAAAGCAAAGAAGACCAUCAGCACCAAUAGUGACAGGCUGUGAACUAUACAGUAAAGGUUAAACACGCUUGUCCUGACUCCUGACAGUAAAAGGAAUCAGUCAUUGUGAAUAUUUGUUGUGAAAAAAGCUGAGAUUUGUCAUCAGAAAACACAACAUGUGUAUGUCAAGGACAAGAGUGAAGAAAAAGUAUUACUUUGUCCACAGGGGGCGCCAGAAUCCAUACUAACUAAAGUCCCUUGGAGAUUCUUGCAUUACCAAACCCAUUUAUGUCAUUUUAUAACCAUGUUAAUGACAAUAUACUGUAGACCACCAUGCUAACAGAUAAAUAUACCUUCCUACACACCUACAACAUGACCUAAAUAGUGAUGUGUACUGCAAAGUUAAUUGUUGUCUUAACAACAAACAAACAAUACUACAUACAUCGACGUAAACGGUUAAAGAAAUGCUUAUGCUGAUUAAAUUACACACACACUGUAUGAAUAAUUUGAAAAAAUUGCAUAUCUUUAAAAGAGCAGGACACUUUGGAGUCACUUUAACAAAUUGGGACUGAGGAUUUGAGACUCAUUAGAUUUGACUUUUAACCUUUGACUCAAACCUCUGUGGCUGCACUUUGACUUAAUAUUUGAUGACUUGGCUUCAACACUGCUUAGCUCCAGCUCUGUGAUAAUUGACCUCAUUAAAAGAAAACCUCUCAAAUCCCCAAAGGACCUCAAAUAUUUCUAAACUUUAAGUAAUGGAGCAGUAAAAUGUUAUUUUACUGUUGCUCAGACUCUUAUUGGACUUCUAGGACAGACUGUGAUACUUUGAGUGUUGUUUUACAUGUCAACAUCACAUGACUUCAGUGUGUGUCCUUCACAGUGAGAUAAACAAGCCAGAAUGGGAGCAGAAGAACCUUGACAAAGCCAUUGGGUAAGAAUAUGCGUGUGUGUGUGAGUGUGCAGGCUAAACUGGGCCUCUGCUGCAGGAGCUCCUGUGAGUUUUGGCCUCGAUACAGAGCCGUUUUAACGGUGGACAGCUGUGUGAUGUGGCCUUGAAGUGUGCACGUGUGUGUGUAUGUGUGUGUGCGUUAAUUUGCAGGGAGUGUUUUACUGCUGAGUGUGUCCUGCCGCUCUUCAGUCUGCAUCUGUGCUGAUAAGAAUAAAGGACUGGCUCUGAAAACAGACACAGUCACAUCAAUCCCUUCAAACACACAUUAUUGUAAAGACUGGAGCUGUAAACUUUAAGUUGUUUAUCGUGCCCUGAUAGAGGAAACUGUGUGCAGCAAGGGUAAAAAGCCACUUUAAACGUUUUUAAUCAAUUACAUUUAGAAAGUAUUGACAUCAAGUUCAGUUCAAAUGUCUGUAAAGGGAACCAUAAAAGUAACAAAUAUUGCCAUAAAUCAUGCAGGAAGCAGUACUUGGCCUAUUUCAAACCAAGAAAACACACCUCAUAAGUUUAAGGUUUAAUCUGAAUAAAAGAUGUUCCGAAAUCUGUGAAACAAAUAUGAACAAUAACAUCACUGCACUAUGAUCAAACUUUCAAAAACUUCCACCUGUCUUCUCAUGUCCUCUCUGCAGCUUUUCUUUUGCCAUCGUGGGCAUCAACAUCACAGACCUGGCUUACUCUCUGCUAGUGAGCGGGGCUCUGAAGACUCACCUGUACAAUGUGGCCCCAGAGGUGCCGAGCCUGAUGCACUUCCAGCAGACCUUCUGUGAGUUCAGAUGAUUUCGAUACAUCUUAUUAUACUGUAUAUCCACGGGAGCUUGCAAAGAGAACAAAAUUACAACUAAGUAGGAGCAGGUAUCAAUAUAUACACUAUACAAACAAACCAGUUACAUCAGAACUGCCUAAGGUUGAGUGUGGAGUUCCACAAGGGUCCGUACUGGUACCACUAUUUUUUAUGUUGUAUAUUAUUAACUUAAAUGACAUUUCAAGUGCUUUCAAAACAAUUUUGUUUUCAUCGGGAAAACUGAUGUUUGCUGGGGGAAAUGAUUUUAAGCAAAACUAAGUUUAUAAUAUUUGGAAACAGGACCAAUUUGAGCAGAAAACUCAUGAUAGAUAUGGAAGUGAAAAGUGAAUUAAAUAAAAUCCUCCGAAGUAAUAGUUAAUACUUAAAAGAGUUGAAUAUAAACAUAUAAAUCCUAUCAGAGCAAAAAUAUCAAAAUCGAUUCACAUUUUACACGAGGUUAAGAAUAUUUUGAUAUUGAGCAGUUGUUGAACACUGAAUUUUGGGGGUACUACAAAACGAAUGCAGACACAAUCUUCAUUGUUCAGAAAAGAACCAUAAGAACCAUCAGUAGAACCGCCUUCAAACCAACUUUUCCAAACAGGAGAGGAUAAACUUACCACCUUUUCUUUAUGACAGGUUACCUGAUGCAGGAGUUCCACCGUUUCUGGAUCGAGGAGGAUCCCAGCGACAUCAUGGAGUUUAACCGAGUCCGCUCCAAGUUCCACAGGAGGAUUCUGAGACAGUUGAAGAACCCAGACAUGGCUCUGUGUCCCCAUUUCACUGCCUCUGAUCUCCACCUGGUCAACCUCUAA